AUGUCUUCCAACGAGCGAGCACGCACACUGUUUGCCAUACAGACUACAGGUACACAGGCUCAAGCGCUCAGUCCAGAGCAGUUUCAAGACCUAGUCAGCGCUGGUCAGAUCCAUGCCGGGCACAGUCGGGAUGGGAGAACAUUCUUGUCGACCGAUCGGGUUAAUUGGUUCCAGGUGAGACUCAUUAGGGUAGAUGAGGCCAACGCGGCUAAUACCGGGGCCAAUGUAAAUGAAGAGACCCCAAUGGUUGAGCAGCCUGAACAGCCUGAACAAUCUGAACAAUGUGAUGAGGCGGAUGAGACUAACGAGUUUGACGAGAUGGAUGAGGUGGGUACGACUGACGACAGCGACGAAGGUGAAGAUGAAGAUGAAGAGCCCGAGGGGCAUCCGCCGGUGGAAGAAAUUCAACGAUACUUGGAAGGUCAGCCCUUUACAUCCCGAGAAGACUUGAUAGUGAGAGCACUCACGAUGUACGAGGCAGUAGAUGAAAACGACUCGGGCAUCGAAGGAGCAAUUGCUCCAGGAGGGAGGGAUCGCGCGGAUGAGGCCAUCGAGGACCUCCUCAGAACUUCACCUGAGCCCGACGCCGUUGUUAUGGAGAAGGGUGAGUGGGAUGAGUGGGAAAGGAAUUCUGAGACGAAGUUCUGGCAGAGAAAUAAAGAUACUGGCGUGAGGGCUUCACUUGGCUUUCGAUAG
Aspergillus puulaauensis is the source of this 696-nucleotide messenger RNA. RefSeq lists its product as uncharacterized. The coding region runs from base 1 to 696 and encodes 231 amino acids. NCBI's taxonomy places the organism in Eukaryota, Fungi, Ascomycota, Eurotiomycetes, Eurotiales, Aspergillaceae. The record is from RefSeq and is a predicted model, not a curated record. The transcript has a single exon.